CCAGCUUGGUACUCGAAGAAGAGGGCUUGCUCCAUCUGAUGAUUUUGGGCCGUAGACUUAUAAGAUAUCGUGAGAGUAUAUAAUCCCUAGAAGGACAACCACCCAGAGGAAGGAGCAAGAUCAAGAAGUCAGUAAGCACGGUGAAUUAAGAGCUACUCCGUACUAAUUAGAGGUCUCCCCUGUUUGUAGGUCAUAUUCUGAACAAUGACAAAGAAUAUAUCAAGUUUUUGGGGCCAUGUGACUUCUAAAGAAUGGUGUGAACCAAACUAUGUCUACUCAUCUUAUAUUGCAGAGUUUUUCAAUACCGUCUCAAAUACCCCAUGCAUUAUUUUGGCUCUCAUUGGCCUUGUGAAUGCCUUACACCAUCGAUUUGAAAAAAGGUUUAGCGUCCUCCACAUAUCAAACAUGAUUCUUUCCAUAGGAAGCAUGUUUUAUCAUGCAUCGUUGCAACGAAUGUUCGCUUUGCGAUUGUCUUCAAGGUGCACUAUGCAUUACUCUGCCUUCUUUGCAUUCCUUGGGCGUACAAAUAUUACAUUCACACAAAAGACACGUUAGCUAAGCAUCUCGCCAAAGUGUAUGUGGCCACUUUACUGGUUGGGACCACAUGCUUUUUAUUAGAUGGCAUGUUUUGCAAGGAUAUCUCGACAUGGCCCUUCAAUCCACAGGGUCAUGCAAUGUGGCACGUGAUGAUGGGGUUCAACUCAUAUUUUGCCAACACAUUUAUGAUGUAUUGUCUUGCUCAGCAACGGGGAUGGGAUCCAAUCGUCAAAUACUUUUUGGGUUUACUCCCCUAUGUGAAGAUUCAAAAGCCAAAAGAUCAAUAGUUCAAUUGCCAUCAAGAGCACAAACUUAGAAUGAUAUAUAAUUAUAUAGUCAUAGUUUUUUUUGACAUCAGUCUGAUGUAAAUGAAAUUCAGUCUGAUGUAAAUGAAAUUCAGUCUGAAUCACUUGUUCGCUUUGGACAACCUCAUACGCAAAACAAGUCAAAUGUUUGUGAAACCCUUGAUGAGGUCGUCUAUACUCCCAAUUAGCAAUUGUUCUAAGUUAGUUUGUUAGGAAAUAUCUGGAUGAAAUGACUUCAUGACUUCAUUGUUCCCUAUAACGUACAAGCUAGAGUUUUUUGGAUUCAAGCCUUUAAGGGAACUUGACUUUUCUGGAAACUGGACACAUUCCAUUUUACAUCGAAUGCAAUGGCUGCAACAAAACAGUUAACUCAGUUGAAGGUGUUCAUUUUCAAUGUUUGCAUUGUGGUAACAAAAAUAGGGUCACCUCAAAGAGGUUUGGGUUAGGUGUUAAUAUUUAUGAUGCUACCAGUGUGCUAGACACCACUCUAUUCACCAAUGAAGUGUUUAAGUUGUUGCGUGUGCUUCAAAUCUAUGAGACUCCGGAUCGUAUUGACUGCGGCCAAUUGAUUAUAAAGUCAAAGCCCUCACUUUCACAAUUGCACUUAAACUAGGACGUUCAAAUGCACACUCCAAGGGUAGGAAAAAUUCCUCUGUGCUUGUCUUUCUUCGCCUGCAGAUAUUCCUACAAACAGUGGUUCUCUAAACAACGUUGUUCCAGAUAAAGGGAUUACAAGUUCCCAAGAAGCUAAGACGAAGCUCUUCGUGGAGGAAAACAACGAAUCGCAACGCCAGGAAGCACAAUUUCAGGACAUUCAAUCUGUUUCAGCAACCUUUGCCAAAAACAACGGAAAGAAACACAAAAAUGUUAGGUUCUUGUAAAGAUAUGUCAAGGUUAUUUAUGAAUAAUUGUUAGUGUAUUUCAAGACUUAUAAGUAUGAUCCAUAUUAACUAUUUAGGAUGUCUAUUACAAAUUACAAUAAAUAAGAAAGGUUGCAUGUAUGACCUUUACAU
Cuscuta europaea is the source of this 1855-nucleotide messenger RNA. The record is from the annotation of a GenBank genome assembly. Lineage: Eukaryota; Viridiplantae; Streptophyta; Magnoliopsida; Solanales; Convolvulaceae.